Molecule: messenger RNA, 4863 nt
Organism: Platichthys flesus (European flounder)
Lineage: Eukaryota; Metazoa; Chordata; Actinopteri; Pleuronectiformes; Pleuronectidae
Gene: ccny
Product: cyclin Y
Exons: 12
Coding region: 510-1580 (356 amino acids)
Biological process (GO): regulation of canonical Wnt signaling pathway; regulation of cyclin-dependent protein serine/threonine kinase activity
Cellular component (GO): cytoplasmic cyclin-dependent protein kinase holoenzyme complex; plasma membrane
Molecular function (GO): cyclin-dependent protein serine/threonine kinase activator activity; protein kinase binding
Source: RefSeq, a predicted model, not a curated record
AGGGCAGCGGAUGUAGCAGCAGUCUUUUCCAGCAGAACCCAGCCAUGUAGCUGAGGAGAAGGUUUCUGCUGCUGACUCUGAAACAACAUGUCCUCUCAUCCUCCUGUGUCUCUGUGAGCUCGCCCACAGCAAGCAUGUGUCUGUGAGGGGGAACCGGAGCCGAGCACCGGAGCUACACGGCGGGGGAGUCGACACACAGACCGACGCCUGAUACCUGCCCUCGCUGGAGAUUUGGAAGGGGACGCUCGGGUGGGCUCCUCCACUUAUUAACCGAAGCCUGACGUUUUAUCUCCCCCUGUGUUUUUUGAAAAUAAUGACUCCAUCUUGGAGCACGGAUCUGGGUAGGUAACGCUCGCGGACACCGGGCAGCUCGUCGUCCGCAGCAGCUCCGUGUGUUACCGCGUUACCGCCCCGUUUUUUACGCUCUCGAUAGCGGCGCUAGAGGCGCAGCCACCCCGGGGGCUUGAAGACAACACUGCCGGGUGAGGAGGAGCACAGCCGCCGCCGCCAUGGGGAACACCACCUCCUGCUGCGUGUCGUCCAGCCCCAAACACCGGAGGAACAACCACUCCAGGCUGGAGUCGUACCGGCCGGAGCCCGAGCUGAGCCGCGAGGACACGGGCUGCAACCUCCAGCACAUCAGCGACCGGGAGAACAACGAUGAUCUGCCAAUGGAGUAUAAUCCCUCAGAUCAUCCCCGGGCCAGUACCAUCUUCCUCAGCAAGUCACAAACUGAUGUUGCUGUGGCCAACAAAAGAGUCCGAGAAAAACGGAAGAGCCUUUACAUCAACCACUUCACACACAUUUCGGAGAGCAAGCAUAACCAAGGACCUGUGAGACGAAAGUACAGCUCGUGUUCCACCAUAUUCCUGGACGAGAGCACCGUCAGUCAACCCAACCUCAAAAACACCAUCAAAUGUGUAUCCCUUGCAAUAUACUACCACAUAAAGAACAGAGAAGCCGACGGAAGAAUGGUGUUGGACAUUUUCGACGAGAGACUGCAUCCGCUCUCGAAGUCUGAGAUUCCUGCCGAUUAUGAAAAGCACGACCCGGAGCAGAAGCAGAUCUACCGCUUCGUCAGGACGCUGUUCAGCGCCGCACAGCUCACCGCUGAGUGUGCCAUCGUCACACUGGUGUACCUGGAGAGGCUCCUGACCUACGCUGAGAUCGACAUUGGUCCUGCCAACUGGAAGCGCAUCGUGUUGGGAGCCAUCCUCCUGGCAUCCAAGGUGUGGGAUGAUCAGGCCGUGUGGAACGUAGACUACUGCCAAAUUCUCAAGGAUAUCACUGUGGAGGACAUGAAUGAGCUGGAGCGUCAGUUCCUGGAGCUGCUGCAGUUCAACAUCAACGUGCCGUCCAGCGUCUACGCCAAGUACUACUUCGACCUCCGCUCGCUCGCUGAGGCCAACAACCUCAGUUGCCCCCUGGAGCCCCUCAGUAGGGAAAAGGCCCAGAAACUGGAGGCCAUCGCACGUUUAUGUGACGACAUAUACAAGAACUUAAGGAAACACGCCAAGAAGCGGUCAGUGAGCGCUGACAACCUUGUGGUGGUGCGGUGGUGUCCGGCCAUCGUUUCUUAACACUGGCUGCCGGCAGCGUGCGGCGGAGGAGCACAUAGACCUGCCACACGUACUCUGAUCUCAGCCUGGUCAGCAGGCAAACCAGGUGGGCAGCAGUCCUGUGGACCAGUGUCUUGAGUACACACACACACACACUUACACACACACACACACACACUUUUACAAAGGUGAUUGCACCCUCCCUGGGUCAUUGUACAUAAAACAAGUCCCACUGGCUGCCUGCACUGAACCAAACAGAGCUGAGCUGAACCAAACUGAAGUGUGUGUGUGUGACUGAGAGCCGUUGCAGUGAAGACCUGGACUGCAGAAAAGAAGAGGCGGCCAAAUGGAAACAUAGAGUGUGUGAAGCUGGUAGAAGAAAAAAUAGGAACAAAGUGUAAAGUGGCAGCGGCAGCAGCGUUUCAUAGUUCUCUUUGAGGCUCAACUGUUUUAUACGGUUGAUUGACACGGUCCAUGAACAUUCCUUUAUUUUUAAUAUUUCGCCUCAGUCUGUUUCUUGAUGGCUUUCAGGCACAUCUAAAACUUUAAAUUCCCAUUUCCUCACUUUUGCUGUUCUUUAUCUGUUUAUUCACGUUUCUGUCCAGAAACUCAAACACACACACUGGAGGGAUGUGUACAUUCCACUGGUAACUUUAGUGUACAGUUAAUAAAUUCCCGGACUGCGUAUAGUCAGCCCUCCUCGACGUGAUGUCUCAUUUACAUCGUAGCCAUUCAACCGAAGGGUGGAUGCAAGUCAGUGUUUAGCUCAAGGGCGCUGCGGCAGGACCCAGGAAUUCAACAGUGUACCGAUCCAGUUGCAGAGCGGUUCAUCACGACCGCCAUUCAGAUUCAGCUUAAAGCAAUAUCCAUGCAGCACAUGUACUUGGGAGAAGACAGACUGGAAGACGGGGGGGACCACUGCUCUGAGACAUGCUGUUGUACUUUCUUCACUGCCAUUGUCCCAACCUGUGGUGCCUGUAAUAAGCUAGUUUAACACUCCCCCCCCCUUUUCAAGUGGAGGAAAUAAAGAACAAAUAACUGAAGUAUUUUUAUUUCUUUAACAUUUUGUACGGUUCUUCCAGCUAACGAACAAACAGCACAAACGGAACAUCGACAUUUAGAAGCCACUUAACGCAUGAUUCUUCAGGGUUGUUUUUCUGGAUGUUCUUCUGGAGAGGACCGACAUGAAGGGAAUUGCUUCCAGUGACAAUUCUGACAAACUUACAAAAAGAUAUAUUGUAAAAAAUAAAGAUCUAAAUUGUUUCUGUACAGUGUAAAUACAGCUCUAGUGUGCAAAUCUGUAGACUGAAGUCGUACUGUUAAAACAACACAGAACCCUUCCCCGAAUAAUGAUGUUAGAAUAUUUAUAUUGGAGCUGUUUUCAAUGUACAUGAUGGGGACGGUAAAUAUGAUUAAAGUAAUUAUUAACAUUUAAAUGGGACACACCACUGAAGAUUUUUCUGUCUUGUUUUCUUGUUCUGAUGUGUUCACACUGCAGGAAAUGCCAUUUGAUGUAUCACAUUCUUCAUACGGUAUAGAUAGAUGUACUGUAUUGAUCCCAAAUAGGGAAAUUAUUGAAGUAAAAGUAUAGAGAUAAUGCAAGUCAACUGAGGCACAUCAUUUGUCGUCAUUUUUUAAUAAGGUUCUUAGCCCCAAUCGGUGUAAACAUCGGCAGAUUCAUGAUAAAAGUAAAUAAUACCUGUUUUGUAUGGAGUCCUGAGUUUGACUUAAUGUAUCAGGUUUCCAGAUUGAUCAAAAAUGUCAAUAUUGUUAGUUAAAUAAAAAAGAUGAAGCUGACAUAUUAAGCUUUUAUUCUUCAUCUUAUCAGGUUAAGGGGUUAAAUUAAAAAAAAGGUUUUGUAAGAACCUUUCAAGCAAGAGUUAAUAUGUUUUACAUUUAUUUUACCAGCUGACUAGUUGUGAAGUAAAAAAGAAACAAUGACUUUUCUUUUACCCACUGAUUGGAGGUUUAAGGACAAGUUUCAACAAAGUUUAACUCCACAUUUGAAUGAUUUGAUAAUAUUACCAGCUGAUGGGUUCGUGAUAACUUGCUUGAUAACCUUCUAGAGCAGUUGGUCAGUUUUGGGGCUCCACAGUUCUUAUUUACUGGAAAUAACAAAUCCUGACCUUUUUGCUUUUUUCUUGAUAUUCUUCAUUCUUUAAUUGGUUAAUUUCAUUUGAGUAUUUUGAGGAUAUGUUUUGAUCAAUGGGUCAAGUAGUGUCUUUUAAUACAUAAACCUUACAAUAGUGGUUGUUUGCCUUAUGGUCAUCUGGACUCACAUUAUUCUUCACUACAUCACUGUAUGAUUAAAAACAUCAGUACUAACCUGGAAAUGUCUAAAAAAAACAAACACAUUUUAUAAGAAACUAAAAAGAUCAGGAAAAGGUCUCAUUCAGAACAGCGUAGGCUCCUUCAAGCCUCUGGGUUAUUUUGUGCAUUUCAUCAGCAACUUCCACGUCUGUGAUUUAAGUCAGUUCAUCUUUUAGAGUCAGUCGGUCGGGUGUGUGAGAUCUCCACAACUGACCAGCUGCCUCGAGAAGGGACAGCUCUCUGUGGACCGUCCUGUUCCAUGCUUUGCUCUGAACCACUUGCACAGAAAUAAAAGUACUCGAAGUGGGGAGUAAAAAGUACAGAAUACACGUCUUUAGUAAGGUAACGUCGCUGGAGUUGCCGUUGUGAGAUCAAACUGUGAGAGGUGUUUGAAGAUUGUAUAUCCUAUUUAUUGUUUGUAAGUGUGUGUGUGUGUGUGUGCAUACGCAUACAGCCCAGUGAAGCGUUGAUGCCAUGUGGUCAACUGUUUCGAGUCCUGAGAUGGAGAAUCCCCCCCCCGUGGCAUCCUGUCUGAUGGUUACUAGGUGUGCGUGUGUGUCAUAGCCUCGUGCACUGAACUCUACCUCUGCAUAGGGUUUUACUUCUCUCUCAGUUUUCCUUCCUCUCUUCAGUGACAAGUUUGGGAUUUUUACAAAGUCAGCUUUGAUCCUGACGGUUUCCUGUGCUGAAGUCGGUCAGCUGCUGUAGCUGUGACCUGUUUUGUUUGUUUGUUUUCAUGGAUAUUUUUCAUCGAGUUGUACUGUAUUCUGUCGUUACCGUCAGUGGAGUUCUUCCCUUUUAGUGAGUCGGUUAUUUGUUCCUGUUCUCAGUUUGCCAAACUCAGAUCCCUCUCUUUCUCUGUGUUCUUUCUUCUUCUUCUUUGUAGGUUUUUUUCUCUCUUAUGAUUUAAAGAACUGCUCCCAAUUCUUCUUCUCUUCUGAAGCAAUGUUUAGAGAAUCCUGCAAGAAUUAAACUUUACAGCCUUGAAAUAAAA